AUAUGUGUAUAUGUAUAUUUGUGUGUAUAUUUGUGUGAAAAUAAGUGAAAAUGUCCAGAUUGGGCCCAUUUUGCCAUUUUCCCUCCCUGGUGUCAUGUUGUUGUCAUGACUUGUUAGUGUUACAAGGUCUCAGGUGUGAAUGGGGAGCAGGUGUGUUAAAUUUGGUGUCAUCGCUCUCACACUCCCUCAUCCUGGUCUCACUCCCUCAUCCUGGUCAUGGCAAAGAACUCUCUGAGGAUCUGAAAAAAAGAAUGGUUGCUCUACAUAAAGAUGGCCUAGGCCAGUGGUUUUCAAAGUGGGGGCUGCCAGGGGGCGCCCGGGGGGGCCUCAACAAUUUGGUGUGAAAAAAAAAUUCUCACUCUCAGACAACCACUCAGACACAAUCAAUUCCUAAUGUAAUGUAAUGUGAAGAUGUAAGAUGUAAUUAUUAAUAAAAAAAGGGGGAUAUAUUCAGAAGUCUGUAUUUUUAAUGUGUUUUAAAGACAUCUUUCAAAAGGGGGGCCUUGGUCAAAUGUUAAUGCCAUUUGGGGGGCCUUUCCCUGGAAAAGUUUGGGAACCCCUGGCCUAGGCUAUAAGAAGUUUGCCAAGACCCUGACAUUGAGCUGCAGCACGGUGGCCAAGACCGUACAGCGGUUUAACAGGACAGGUUCCACUCAGAACAGGCGUCGCCAUGGUUGACCAAAGAAUUUGAGUGCACAUGCUCAGCGUCAUAUCCAGAGGUUGUCUUUGGGAAAUAGAUGUAUGAGUGCUGCCAGCAUUGCUGCAGAGGUUGAAGGGGUGGGGUGUCAGCCUGUCAGUGCUCAGACCAUACGCCGCACACUGCAUCAAAUUGGUCUGUAUGGCUGUCGUCCCAGAAGGAAGCCUCUUCUAAAGAUGAUGAACAAGAAAGCCCACAAACAAUUUGCUGAAGACAAGCAGACUAAGGGCAUGGAUUACUGGAACCAUGUCCUGUGGUCUGAUGAGACCAAGAUAAACUUAUUUGGUUCAGAUGGUGUCAAGCGUGUGGGGUGGCAACCAGGUGAGGAGUACAAAGACAAGUGUGUCUUGCCUACAGUCAAGCAUGGUGGUGGGAGUGUCAUGGUCUAGGGCUGCAUGAGUGCUGCCAGCACUGGGGAGCUACAGUUCAUUGAGGGAACCAUGAAUGCCAACAUGUACUGUGACAUACUGAAGCAGAGCAUGAUCAGUGUGCAGUAUUCCAGCAUGAUAACAACCCCAAACACACCUCUAAGACAACCACUGCCUUGCUAAAGAAGCCGAGGGUGAAGGUGAUGGACUGGCCAAGCAUGUCUCCAGACCUAAACCUAUUGAGCAUCUGUGGGGCAUCCUUGUGCAAGGUGGUGGAGCACAAGGUCUCUAACAUCCACCAGCUCCAUGAUGUCGUCAUGGAGGACUGGAAGAGGACUCCAGUGGCAACCUGUGAAGCUCUGGUGAACUCCAUGCCCAAGUGGGUUAAGGCAGUGCUGGAAAAUAAUGGUGGCCACACAAAAUAUUGACACUUUGGGCCCAAUUUGGACAUUUUCACUUAGGGGUGUACUCACUUUUGUUGCCAGCGGUUUAGACAUUAAUGGCUGUGUGUUGAGUUAUUUUGAGGGGACAGCAAAUUUACACUGUUACACAAGCUGUACACUCACUAUUUUACAUUGUAGCAAAGUGUCAUUUCUUCAGUGUUGUCACAUGAAAAGAUAUAAUCAAAUAUUUACAAAAAUGUGAGGGGCGUACUCACUUUUGUGAGAUACUGUAUAUAUAUGUAUAUAUGUGUAUAUGUAUAUAUAUAAUGUGUGUAUAUAUAUGUAUGUAUGUAUAUAUGUGUGUGUGUGUGUGUGCAUAUAUGUAUGUAUAUGUUGAGUAUCCACAUACUCAGCAAAAAAAAAUAAACGUCCCUUUUUUAGGAGACUGUACUUUAAAGAUAAUUUUGCAAAAUCCAAAUUAGCUUUACAGAUCUUUAUCAGAAAGGUCUUUAUUGAAAAUUAUGUUUUUCAUGCCUGUUCAGUGAACCAUAAACAAUUAUUGCACAUGCACUUGUGCAACAGUCCUUAAGGCACUAACAGUUUACAAUCAGUAGGCGAUUAAGGUCACAGUUACAAUAACUUAGGAGACUAAUUAGACCUAUCUACUGACUCUGAAAAACACCAGAAGAUUAGAAUGCCUGCUCACCUGCGUGAACAUGCCUUAGGCCUGCUGCAGAGAGGCAUGAGGAAUGUAGAUGUGGCCAGAGCAAUAACCUGCAAUGUCUGUAAUGUAAGAUGCCCAAGACAGUGCUACAGGGAGACAGGAAGGACAGCUGAUCGUCCUUGCAGUGGCAAACCACAUGUAACCAUUUGUCCCCCCAGACGUGAUCAAGAACUUGCAGAUGCCUUGGUGGAAGAGUGGAGUAGCAUCUCACAGCAAGAACUGACAAAUCUGGUGCAGUCCAAGAGGAUGAGAUCCACUGUAGUACUUAAAGGAGCUGGUGAACACACCAGAUACUGACUGUUACUUUUGAUAUUGCGGCCCCCCCCUUGCUCAUGGACUCAUUAUUCCAUUUCUGUUUGUCAAAUGUCUGUGAAACCUGUUCAGUUUAUGUCUCAGUUGUUUAAUGUUUUUAUGUUAAUACAAAUAUUUACACAUGUUAAGACUUUUGCUGUAAAUAAAAGUAGGUGUAUGUGAGAGGACAUUUAUUUUUUUUUUUGCUGAGUAUAUAUAUAUAUGGAUUUGGAUGGAUAUAUGGAUAAUUUAUGGAUAUGGAUGGAGUUAUACAGAAUUCAACAUUCUGUUCACGAUUACUGAAAAAUGCCUUUCAAUUUCAUUUUGUGAAUUCCCAAGUCAAACCACCGAAUGACAAAACAUAAGGCCAAGGAAAAAGUCAGUACGUUUGGACUUUCCAAACCAAUCAGCCAAGGUGUAUAAAGCAUCAGAUCAGUUGUGUUAAGACUUCCUGAGAUGAACAGUGAAUACGAAACUCCACAAAGCACACAGGAACUGAACAGGGCUGCAGAAAACAGCUGCAAAGUUUAUGGUGUUCUAAAUGCCUGAGCAGUGACAACUUCCCACAAAAGAGCUUUUAAAAAGUUUGCCAAUGUUGGAAAAACAUGUACAACUGUGCCAUUGUGGUGUUUAUGAAAGUAAUCCAGUUGCAAUAGACAUAAACUCGACUAAGUCAGCAGAUUACUUGAGGUUGUGUGUAGUUCCUUGUUUAAGCUAUAGCUUGAGACUACCCAGGCCUCACGGAACAGAUACACACUGUGGUUGCUCUUCCUGUUCACGAAGACUGACAUCAUAUCAACAGAACGCGGAAGUCCCAGUUCCCCUACCUCUCGCCCAUCUCAAACAAAUAUAAAAGUUUAAGUACAGCCAACGUGGGCCAAGUCAAGGCACUACCCUAGGGUCGAAUUGUGUUCUCACAGUGACGAGAGAUGAGCAAGGGGAAGGCUAAAGGGCAGGAGAACAUGCCCAGCUCCCUCCUCAGCAUCCAGGAGAAUGAGCGUCUGGUGGACCUGCUGGGCCGGAGAUGUGUGAGUCUGGCCACUGCUGUUGUACAGCUCUAUAUGGCCCUUCCCCACAGUCCAGCCCACUGGAGUCUACAGCAUACCGGAGUAGCGUGUUUUGUCAAGGACAACCCACGCCGUUCAUACUUCAUCCGCCUUUAUGAUAUAAAGGAGGGGAAAAUGAUAUGGGAGCAAGAGUUAUAUAAUCAGAUGACUUACUCCAGUCCAAAGCAGUUUUUUCUCAGUUUCCCAGCAGAUGACUGCCAAGUGGGUCUAAACUUUGCAAGUGAGCAGGAAUCGGACCUGUUCAGAAACUCAUUAGAGGAAAAGAUCAACCAGAGAGCCAAUCGCCAAGAAAAAAGACAGAGUUCUCCGACUGAAGAAAAACGAGCGCUACCACCCACACCCCCAUCAAAUGGUCCACUGAUGCUGCCAGGUGGUAUGGCCACAAUAGAUAUCCCAAACCCAGACAUUUUGGCCUCUCGGUAUCGAUCUUCUAGUGUCCCUGUGCCUGCGCCUGCUUCCUUCUGCAAAGGAAAGAAAGACAAGAAGGGCAAGAAGAAGGGACCUCGACUUACCAAGGCAGAUAUCGGAGCACCCAGUGGUUUUAAGCAUGUCACACAUGUAGGAUGGGAUCCAAACACUGGUUUUGAUACCAAUAAUCUGGACCCAGAUCUGAAAAAACUGUUUUCUUGUGCUGGUAUCAGUGAAGACCAGCUGACAGACAAAGAGACAUCCAAACUUAUCUACGAUUUCAUCGAGCAGUCUGGUGGCCUGGAUGCUGUCAAAGAGGAGAUGAGGAAGCAGGAUGCAAUGGUUCCUCCAUCUCGGAGUAUACCCCGAGUCCCAAGUGGUGCACCUGCAGCCCCUCCACCUCGUGGGGACCGGAACCUUCCUCCCGUCCCUGGCCAACCUCCACCAGCUACUUCCCGUAAUCAGAGAGCUCCACUUCGUGGACCUGUUCCACCACCUCCUCCAACUGGAAGAACUGGACCUCCACCUCCUCCACCUCCCUCUGGUGGUUACUCAGCUCCCCCACCACCUCCCCCCAGUUCUUCUAUGGGUGGAGGAGGAGCACCUCCACCUCCUCCUCCCCCUCCACCUCCUCCACCUCCUGCUCCUGUCAUUAGUUCCAACAGCAGCAGCCCGGUCAGUCCUUCUCCAACUUCAGGAAGUGGCAGAGGAGCUUUAUUGGACCAGAUACGACUGGGCACCAAGCUAAAGACUGUUACAGACAGUCCUGAUCCUCAUCCUUCAUCACAAGAUCAGGGUGGUGAGGGCAUCGUUGGAGCUCUGAUGAUGGUGAUGCAGAAAAGAAGCAAAGUCAUUCAUUCCUCAGGUGAUGAAGAAGAUGAUGGAGGUGAGGAUGAAGAUGAUGAUGAAUGGGAUGACUAAUGCCAAUAUCCAUCUCUGGUAAACAGUACACACCCUUGUGUACACACACACACAGUUGUUAAAUCUGAAAAAAAUAUGUCGGUGUCUCAGUAACUGUACCUCAGUUCGUUAUCACCUUAAAAAUUAUAUCUAACAUGAAUUUAUACAAACUGUCAUGUAAAACUUGUAAAACUGUGUAAUGUAAAACAGUAUAAAACUGUUAAAACCAGUAAUAGCAAUUUACAUUUUGUUUGUCAAAUAAUACAAGUGUCUAAACUGUACAAUAUUUAGACAUUACAAAAUGCAGUUUACAUGUAAAUUGUUAUUUGGUCAAUCCUUUUUCUAACAGAAUUUGCAAUCUGUUUUUUUUUUUGUUGUUGCCAUUUUGUGAGGUGGAGGAAGAUGUCACAGACCACUAGCAACCCGAAUGAUUCUUUUAAGGGUUUAGGUGAUAACAAAUAGUAGUAUUAUUAAAACUGAAUAAAGCAAACUCAUUAUGCAA
Ictalurus furcatus (blue catfish) is the source of this 5340-nucleotide messenger RNA. RefSeq names its product WASP actin nucleation promoting factor b (gene wasb). The transcript has 12 exons. Lineage: Eukaryota; Metazoa; Chordata; Actinopteri; Siluriformes; Ictaluridae. Bases 3393 to 4859 code for a protein of 488 amino acids. Gene Ontology annotation, molecular function: actin binding. The record is from RefSeq and is a predicted model, not a curated record. Gene Ontology annotation, biological process: actin filament organization.